Mycena indigotica is the source of this 393-nucleotide messenger RNA. RefSeq names its product Hydrophobin 2. Gene Ontology annotation, cellular component: fungal-type cell wall. The coding region runs from base 64 to 393 and encodes 109 amino acids. NCBI's taxonomy places the organism in Eukaryota, Fungi, Basidiomycota, Agaricomycetes, Agaricales, Mycenaceae. The record is from RefSeq and is a predicted model, not a curated record. Gene Ontology annotation, molecular function: structural constituent of cell wall. The transcript is spliced from 3 exons.
GCUGGCCGGCUUUGGCAGUAUUCUUCACUCGAACCCACUCGUUCAAGCCUUCUCCCAAACAACAUGUUCGCCAACAUCAAGUACACCGCCGUCCUGGCUCUCGCUACCCUUGCUGCCGCCGCGCCUAACGGCCUCGAGUCACGCACCAACCCGCCCCCAUCCGACUCCCCCCAAUGCUGCAACAGCGUUGUCUCUUCGACCACCAGCAUUGCCUCGGCUAUCCUUGGUCUCUUGGGCAUCGACCUCGGAGGACUCAACGUCCCCGUCGGUCUCAGCUGCUCCCCCAUCACCGUCAUCGGCAACAACUGCGGCGGCACCACCGUCACUUGCCAAGCUCCCCAACAGCAAUGGGGCGGCCUCAUUGCCAUCAACUGCAUUCCUAUCACCCUUUGA